Cucurbitaria berberidis CBS 394.84 is the source of this 1106-nucleotide messenger RNA. RefSeq names its product glyceraldehyde-3-phosphate dehydrogenase. Lineage: Eukaryota; Fungi; Ascomycota; Dothideomycetes; Pleosporales; Cucurbitariaceae. The coding region runs from base 48 to 1061 and encodes 337 amino acids. Gene Ontology annotation, biological process: glucose metabolic process. The record is from RefSeq and is a predicted model, not a curated record. The transcript is spliced from 5 exons. Gene Ontology annotation, molecular function: oxidoreductase activity, acting on the aldehyde or oxo group of donors, NAD or NADP as acceptor; NADP binding; NAD binding.
CACCCGCAUCUCACACUUUCGCAGCACAUUACACUUUACACAUCAUCAUGGUCGUCAAGGUUGGUAUCAACGGCUUCGGUCGCAUUGGCCGUAUCGUCCUCCGCAAUGCCAUCGAGCACAACGACGUCGAGAUUGUCGCAGUGAACGACCCCUUCAUCGAGCCCCAUUACGCUGCAUACAUGCUCAAGUAUGACACCACACACGGCCAGUUCAAGGGUGACAUCACCGUCGAUGGCAACAACUUGACCAUCAACGGCAAGACCAUCCGUUUCUACAUGGAGAAGGACCCCGCCAACAUCCCAUGGAGCGAGACCGGCGCCUACUACGUCGUCGAGUCCACCGGUGUCUUCACCACCACCGAGAAGGCCAAGGCCCACUUGAAGGGCGGUGCCAAGAAGGUUGUCAUCUCUGCUCCCUCCGCUGAUGCGCCCAUGUUCGUCAUGGGUGUCAACAACGAGACCUACAAGUCGGACAUCGAGGUGCUCUCCAACGCAUCUUGCACAACCAACUGCUUGGCUCCUCUGGCCAAGGUCAUCAACGACAAGUUCACCAUUAUUGAGGGUUUGAUGACCACCAUCCACUCUUACACUGCUACCCAGAAGGUCGUCGACGGCCCCUCCGCAAAGGACUGGCGUGGUGGCCGUACCGCUGCUCAGAACAUCAUUCCUAGCAGCACUGGUGCCGCCAAGGCAGUCGGCAAGGUCAUUCCUGAGCUGAACGGCAAGCUUACCGGCAUGGCUAUGCGUGUGCCUACCCAGAACGUCUCGGUUGUUGACUUGACCGUCCGCAUCGAGAAGAGCGCUAGCUACGAUGAGAUCAAGGCCGCCGUCAAGGAGGCUUCCGAGGGCUCCCUCAAGGGUAUACUCGGUUACACUGAUGAAGACGUUGUCUCAUCCGAUAUGAACGGCGACAACCGCUCUUCCAUCUUCGAUGCUAAGGCCGGUAUCUCCCUCAACAAGAACUUCGUCAAACUCGUCACCUGGUACGACAACGAGUGGGGUUACUCUCGCCGUGUUCUCGACCUCUUGGUCUACAUUGCCAAGGUCGACGGUAACGCCUAGGAAUUAGGACGGAGCCAGGCUAUGCCUAAACUCUAAUAUCCAGAC